This is a messenger RNA of Diachasmimorpha longicaudata, 1998 nucleotides long. RefSeq names its product actin-related protein 2 (gene Arp2). The coding region runs from base 279 to 1502 and encodes 407 amino acids. The transcript is spliced from 9 exons. Gene Ontology annotation, molecular function: actin filament binding. Gene Ontology annotation, biological process: Arp2/3 complex-mediated actin nucleation. The record is from RefSeq and is a predicted model, not a curated record. Gene Ontology annotation, cellular component: actin cortical patch; Arp2/3 protein complex. Lineage: Eukaryota; Metazoa; Arthropoda; Insecta; Hymenoptera; Braconidae.
GUUUGGUUUGUUGAGUUCAAUACUCCGAAUAAAAAUAACAAAUACCUCAUCCCCUCAAGUCUGAAAAUUUUUUGCAAUCCAAAUCAUCUUGACAGAAACAUCAGGGGAAGCAUUUUACUGAAUAAUUGUCACUCUACAAGCUUUAUCAGUGCGCCAUGCCGGUGACGCCCUUCCCUUUCUGAGGAAUUAGUCAUCUUGGAAUAGGAAUUAAUCAUAGCGCUUCUGCUGUAAGGACAAUAUCAAUAUCUCAGUGGAUUUAAUUUUAUUGUUAAGCAGCCAUGGACAACAAAGGGCGUAAGGUCAUUGUUUGUGAUAAUGGAACUGGGUUUGUCAAAUGUGGAUACGCUGGUGCUAAUUUUCCAGCUCACAUAUUUCCAUCUAUCGUAGGACGUCCCAUUAUUAGAGCGGUGAAUAAAAUCGGGGACAUCGAUGUGAAGCAAGAACUUUGCGUUCGUGACGUGCUUAACAUGCCUGAAUUGAUGGUCGGGGAUGAAGCGAGUAAACUACGAUCCCUUCUAGAGAUCAAUUAUCCCAUGCAAAAUGGAAUCGUCAGAAAUUGGGAGGACAUGUGCCAUGUGUGGGAUUACACAUUUGGUCCUGAGAAGAUGAAUAUCAAUCCACGAGAGUGUAAAAUAUUACUGACGGAACCCCCGAUGAAUCCAACGAGAAAUCGAGAAAAAAUGAUUGAAAUGAUGUUUGAGAAUUACCAAUUUGCAGGGGUUUACAUUGCAAUGCAGGCGGUACUGACUCUCUAUGCCCAAGGGCUAAUAAGUGGAGUUGUUGUUGACUCUGGAGAUGGUGUAACUCACAUCUGUCCUGUCUACGAGGAAUACGCACUACCACACUUGACUCGUAGACUCGACAUCGCGGGGAGAGACAUCACAAUGUAUCUCAUUAAGUUGUUACUGCUGCGGGGUUAUGCUUUUAAUCAUUCUGCGGAUUUCGAAACUGUUAGAAUGCUGAAAGAAAAGUUGUGUUACAUUGGGUAUAACAUCGAGACUGAGGAGAAACUGGCGGUUGAGACUACUGUGCUAGUAGAAUCUUAUACUCUCCCUGAUGGUCGUGUAAUUAAAGUUGGUGGUGAACGUUUUUCCGCUCCUGAAGCGCUCUUCCAACCACAUUUAAUCAACGUAGAAGCUCCAGGAAUCGCUGAACUUGUAUUCAAUACUAUUCAAUCAGCAGAAAUUGAUAUGAGGAGUGAACUAUACAAGCACAUUGUAUUAAGUGGGGGCAGUACGAUGUAUCCAGGACUGCCUUCAAGGCUUGAGAGAGAAAUAAAACAGCUGUAUCUUGAACGAGUGUUGAAGAAUGACACCUCUAAAUUAGGGAAAUUCAAAAUAAAGAUCGAAGACUCACCCAGGCGUAAAGACCUUGUUUUCAUGGGCGGAGCUGUUCUAGCAGAAUUAACAAGAAAUCGAGACUCAUUUUGGAUUACGAGAGAGGAUUACGAGGAGAAGGGACUGAGUGUAUUAAAACAAUUGGACAAUUACGAUUCAAAAUAAAUAGGGUAAUUUAAUUAUUUGGGGAAUUAAUGUAGCCAAAAGGAUGCGAGAGGAUACAUGGGCGAGAUUGAUCAACAAACAAUUUAUUGGGGAUAAAUUUUCAUUCUCAUCGACAUCAUUCUCACGAGUUGGCAGAACUAGAAUAGAGUACGUACGUUUCACAUUUUUUUUUGUACACGUUUUGUGUCCUAUUCGUAAACAAGUGAUUCAAAUUCAAUUUUCACGUAAACGUGCAAUUAACUAACUCAGUGAACUAUAAAUGUAAUCGUACUUUAAUAAUGUCAAUUCACUGAGAUGAUUGUCCGUAUGAAUAAAAAUUCAUUACGUCGAGUAGAGACUUGUGAAAGGAGUAGAUAAUCGUAUUGCGCUCUUCGGCGUUGUGUAAAUAACGUGCAUUUUCAUUCAAUGUUAUUUUUACAUGUGAAAAGUCCAAUUUUGUUACAAUAAUGAUUAUUUUACCUUCAAUUGAAUAAUUAAAUACAGAAUGAGCUCAAAA